Molecule: messenger RNA, 1386 nt
Organism: Macrosiphum euphorbiae (potato aphid)
Lineage: Eukaryota; Metazoa; Arthropoda; Insecta; Hemiptera; Aphididae
Source: the annotation of a GenBank genome assembly
AUGGCUCCGGUACGGUCGCGUUUGACGUUGAAAAAUAAAAUCGACAUAAUAAAAUGUUAUGAUGCAAAAAAACAAAGUGUUCGUGAAUUAGCGACUCAAUUUAAAGUUGGUAAAACUCAAAUUGGAACCAUACUCAAGUCCCGGGUAGAUCUAUUGCGUAAAUGGUGUGAUGAAAACGUGAAUGGAGAGACAAAAAAGAAUUUUAUUGAAGGUAAGGGCUUUGAAAUAGACCAUCCAAAAGCGUUAGAAAUUGCUAAAACUUUGGGUAGAACUAAUUUUAAAGCGUCUAAUGGAUGGCUCGAAAAAUUUCGCAAACGUCACAAUAUUGCUUAUAAAGCUAUCUGUGGAGAAAGUAGUUCCGUUGACCAUGAUAUUGUAAUUAAUAUUGUAACUAAUAAUAAAUUAGUCGAAAUAUGUGAAGGAUUUGUUCCAAAAAAUAUUUUUAAUUUAGAUGAAACUGGCUUAUUUUUUCGUGCUUUACCCAAUAAAACAAUGUGUAUCAAAGGUGAGAACUGCAGUGGUGGAAAAAUAAGUAAAGAACGAAUUACAGUUAUGUUGUGUGUUAAUAUGGAAGGCGAUUUUGAAACACCUUUGGUGAUUGAAAAGGCGUUAAAACCCCGGUGUUUUAAGAACAUAAUCGUCAACGAUCUUGGAGUAACGUGGAAGGCUAAUCGUAAAGCUUGGAUGACACAAGAAUUAAUGAAAGAAUGGUUAUCAAAUUUCGAUAGAAAAAUGCAAGGCCGGAAGGUUAUCCUUUUUCUUGAUAAUGCGACUAGUCAUCCUCAUUUGAAUUUACAGAAUGUGAAACUCGCAUUCUUUCCACCAAAUGUAACUUCAACUUGCCAACCUCUUGACCUAGGCAUUAUAAAAAAUUUCAAAACUCAUUACCGCAUAAAUCUUUUAAAACACGUAAUUUCGUCUAUAGAUAACGAAAAUAUAAAAAAACCAAAUGUGACAGUUCUUGAGGCAGUUAUGUGGACUACAGCAGCUUUAAAAAAAAAUAAACAAGGAAACGAGGAUCUGAGUAACGAGUUAACGAAACUAGUUUCAACAAUAUAUCCAACAAAUGCACAGGACUAUUCGUCAAUAGAUGAAUGCUUACAAACCGAAGACUUAUCAUUGAACAUUGAAGACAUAAUCAAUGAUGGCAUGAGUGAGGAUGAAAGUCAUGACGUGGAACAAGAAGAAGAUAGUACAGACGAUGUAGACGAAGAAAAAAUAACACUCAAAGAAGCAUUACAGUUAGCGAAUAAACUGAAGACGUUUUGUCUCAAUAAGAGUGAUGCAGUUUCAUUGUCACUAGUUAAUCAACUCCAGUCUAAUUUUGAGGCAAUUGCAAUACAAGAAAAAAAACAAACUAAAAUUUCAGAUUUUUUUUUUCAAUAA